Messenger RNA from Anolis carolinensis (green anole), 1842 nucleotides. It is a transcript of the gene ugt3a2, whose product is annotated as UDP glycosyltransferase family 3 member A2. Lineage: Eukaryota; Metazoa; Chordata; Lepidosauria; Squamata; Anolidae. The transcript has 7 exons. Gene Ontology annotation, cellular component: UDP-N-acetylglucosamine transferase complex. Bases 47 to 1624 code for a protein of 525 amino acids. The record is from RefSeq and is a predicted model, not a curated record. Gene Ontology annotation, molecular function: glucuronosyltransferase activity.
GGAAAUACAGAGAACGAUUGCUUAAUUGGACUUUGGACAGCUGAAGAUGGCCGUAAUUGAGAAAUUGCUUAUAGUGUUGCUUUUUUCACAACAAUUCCGGCAACUUGAGGGAUUUAAGGUCCUAACACUUGCCUUUAUGGGAGGAAGUCAUUACCUCCUAAUGGAUGAAAUAUCAAAUAUUCUUCACAAGAGGGGCCAUGAAGUUCAAAUGCUGUUACAAGCAGGAGUAAGCUUGACUCCAGGACGGCACUAUCAACAUUCUGAUACCUAUCAAGUCACAACUUGGUCUGCUAGUGAACAUGUUAUCGAUGUAUACAACAAAUGGUUUGACAACUUUACAAAGGACUGUCUGAAGGGGAGAGUAACAGGUGAGGCUUACCUUGACCUGAUGGGCCACCUGGCAUCCCAGUGCCAUUUCGUCCUGAACUCAUCAAAGACUCUCAUCUCUCUGAAGAAUGAGAAAUUUCACCUUGCCGUGAUAGAUGCAUUCAACCCUUGCUCUUUCUUGGUCGCAGAAAAAUUAGGACUACCCUUUAUUGCCGUCUAUCCAGGGACUUUUGUUAAUGCACCACGGGCUGGAAUCCCAAGCCCUCUGUCCUACGUCCCUCGGGCCCAAUCCCUUCUAACGGACCGCAUGGAUUUCUGGGAACGUCUGAAAAACUGUCUAAUGUCAUUGUUGUCAUUAGCAAUUAAUAAUCAGAUCUACGACAAGUUUGACAGUGUUAUUAGGGACCAUUUCCCAGCCAGGUCCAGACCUGCUCUCCCUGAGCUGUACUUGAAAGCGGAGCUCUGGAUUUAUGACACCGACUUCUCCAUCGAGUUUGCACGGCCUCUUCUUCCCAACACAGUGUAUAUUGGGGGCUUAUUGGCGAAACCCGCGAAACCCUUGCCACAGGAGUUUGAAGACUUUAUUGAAAAAACAGGGGAAGCAGGUUUCAUCAUUGUGACCCUGGGGUCUAUGCUAUCAUCAAUCCCAUUUCCACAUCUACUAAAAGAGAUCAAUAAUGGCUUCGCACAACUUCCCCAAGGUGUCCUUUGGAGGUAUCAGGCCUCUCGCUGGCCAAAGGAGAUUAAGCUGGCUCCAAAUGUGAAACUUGCAGAAUGGCUUCCUCAGAAUGACUUGCUAGGACACCCAAAGGUUCAGCUCUUCGUCACUCACGGAGGGCUCAACAGUUUGAUGGAAGCCGUUUACCAUGGUGUUCCAGUAGUAGGGAUCCCUCUAUUUGGGGAUCAACAUGACAACAUGAUCCGAGUGGAAGCCAGAAGCAUGGGCCUCUCUGUCAGCAUAGACCAGCUAGAAGCUGACAGCUUUGGAAGUGCAAUGAAACAAGUAAUAAGACACCAAAGGUAUAAAUCUGCAGCAAAGACUUUGAGCACAAUCCUCCAAUCUCAUCCAUUUCCUCCGGAACAAAGACUGGCAGGAUGGAUAGAACACAUUCUCACAGUGGGAAGUGGCGCUCACCUCCAUCCCUAUGCAUUUCAUCAGGAAUGGUAUCAGCAAUACUUAUUGGACGUUUGGCUGUUUCUCUUUGCUUCACUCCUAGGCAUCAUCUACCUUUCUCUCAAAUUCAUUGACUUUAUUACUUCAAGGAUCUGUGACUCAGGAAAACAAAAGCAAGCAUAAUAUUACUAUUUAACUUUUAAUUGUCCAGUCCCUUUGGAGCAAGCACACAUAGACAAGGCUUCUAUUUGAACAACUGAAUCACCUGGACUUAAAUGUCUUAGAACAAGGCAGACAUACAAAUGCACUUGUCAUGGUCAAAACUGUGGUGAAAACAUUUUCCAGUUUCAAAUGUAUCUCAAUGCAGCUAUUUUUGGUUUUAUAAAUUGAAACAUAGCAUA